GCCGCCGCGCGCCGGGAUUGAGGGGUGCGGGCGGCUCUGAGACGGCGGGAGGAUGCCCCUGUUCCGGAAGGUGCUGCGCGUCUCCAAUCGCUCCAUGCUCGCGUUCAUCUUCUUCUUCUCCUUCUCCUCCUCCUGCCUCUACUUCAUCUACGUGGCCCCUGGCAUAGCAAAUACGUAUCUCUUCAUGGUGCAAGCUCGUGGUAUAAUGCUGAGGGAAAAUGUAAAAACAAUAGGACACAUGAUCAGAUUGUAUACGAACAAAAAUACAACACUGAACGGAACAGAUUAUCCUGAAGGAAACAAUUCUAGUGACUGUGUUGCUCAAACAACAAUGUAUCUUCCAGAAAACUUCACUUACUCUCCUUACCAGGCUUGUCCAGAGAAACUGCCUUACAUGAGAGGCCUUAUUGAUGUAAAUAUGAGUGAAAUUAGUUUUGAUGAAAUUCAGCAAUUAUUUUCAAAAGACUUAGACAUCAAACCAGGAGGACACUGGAAGCCCAAAGACUGUAAGCCACGAUGGAAGGUGGCGAUCAUCAUUCCUUUCCGUAAUCGUCAUGAGCAUCUUCCCAUUUUCUUCCGGCACCUGAUACCGAUGUUGCAGAAACAGCGGCUGGAAUUUGCCUUCUAUGUUGUUGAACAGACAGGUACACAACCUUUUAAUCGUGCAAUGCUCUUCAACGUUGGCUUCAAGGAGGCUAUGAAGGAUGUUGUCUGGGACUGCAUAAUAUUUCAUGAUGUGGAUCACUUACCUGAAAAUGACCGCAAUUAUUACGGAUGUGGAGAAAUGCCACGUCAUUUUGCAGCAAAGCUGGACAAAUACAUGUACAUACUUCCGUACAAUGAGUUCUUUGGUGGUGUAAGUGGCCUGACAGUGGAACAAUUCAAGAAGAUUAAUGGAUUUCCAAAUGCCUUCUGGGGAUGGGGUGGGGAAGAUGAUGAUCUUUGGAACAGGGUUCACUAUGCUGGAUACAAUGUAACAAGACCAGAGGGAGAUUUAGGGAAAUACAAAUCCAUUCCUCAUCAUCACAGAGGUGAAGUCCAGUUUUUAGGAAGAUAUAAACUUCUGAGGUAUUCCAGAGAACGUCAGUAUAUUGAUGGGUUGAACAAUUUAGUAUACACUCCUAAAAUACUUGUCAGUAGAUUGUAUAAAAAUGUAACUGUUAAUCUUACGCCAGAACUUGCUCCUAUUAGAGACUAUUGAUGGAAAUGGUGUGGCAAGCUAUCCUAGUGGAGUAAACUUUUAAUGCACUGGAAGGUAUUAAUAGACACUGAAGACACUGUAAAACAAAAAACACAACAUCUUAGAAUUAGGGGUUUUUGUCCUUUUGAUGAUGCAUAUUUGGGAUGAGAAGUAAAGUGAUUGUAUUUGCCAUGCAUUCUGUUCAGAAAGAAAAGCCAGCAGCUACCACUCAGAUGUUUACAGCAUGAGACUACUGUUCAAGCCUUCGUUCUCCAUAUUCUCUAUCUUAACCACUCAGCUAAAUAAACUGCAGAAAACAGACUUGCUAGCUUCACUGGAAGUAGAGACAUUCUUCUUCCAGGACUUCUUUUAUACUAAAUUGCUCCCACUCUGCCCUCCUGUAUUUAAAUGAAUGCUUUUGUUCCUUUUUAAAAUGUGUUUUGUAAAUAUGUGAUGUAAAUUAAUGUGUGUACAUUGCUUUUAAAUUGCUCAAUAUUUUAUGCUCCAGUAUGUAUUUGAGUGUGUUCUUGCUUGAAUUCUAUAGGAAUGUUUUUAUUAGCAUGAAAGAACAAGUGUGAAAUGUAAGUAUCCUUAAAAAAGGUUAUACCUUAUGUGAAAUGAAGGAAAUAUUAAUUGUUGGCCAGCUAUGACUUUAAACUGUUAUACUAGUUUUGAGCUCUAGGCCUCCUGCAUAUCUAUAUAGAAGAAUCAAUUUCAUAUAUGAACUUUCUCAAAAGAAAGCUAUUAAUUUUAUUUAUUGCCAGCAAAAUUAUACCCUGCCUGCCAUCUAAAUCAUAUUUAUAUGCCUAUUGCAUGCGUAUUAUGGAAAAUCUUGCAGUUGUUACAUUCUAUGAUCUACAGGAACUCUUAAAUGUUUUCACGUGUGCCACUGGUGUCAAUGUCAGGGAUUUUAAUGCUAAAACAAUGUGUCUGGGUGCAUACAGUAUUUUGGUAUUGUCUUUUUUUAAUACUAUUGAAAAGCACUUUUAUUCCUCCAAAAUCAGAAGAGCCAAAAAUGUGUCUUCAUUGGAAGAAUAUUAAAGUUAGAUUUUAAAGAAAAUAAGAAAACAUAGUUCUAAUGCUUGCAGUGUGGGAUUUUCAGGAACAUGGUGUGGGUCAAACUGUUCCACUUAUAACUGCAUAAGUGCAACUGAAAUUAAGCUAAGUGCUUUUUAAAUUUCCACCUAUAAUAUAUUAAUCAAUAUAGCUAUUGAAGGGCCUAUUCUAGUACAGUGCUGAAUGCUUUUAUGAUGCACUGAGUAUCCUCAAGUCUAUGACUUCAGAUGAGAUUGAGGUUGCACAGUUCCACUAAGAAUUGGUCCUGUCUGUUUCUCUAUUUUUGUGGUGUAAAAUGUAUGAGUAACUAGCCUCUCUCCUUGGCUUAGAAUGAAAAACAUUAUUUUCCUAUUAUCUGUUUGUUUGUAAUGUUAAGCUACUUAUAAGUAACUCAAUGCUAAGAAGAAUUUUUUCCUAACUUUUUUUUUACAUUCUUCUUUUAGCAGUAAGGAAAAGGACUGAAUCAUUUAUUUUCUAUGUUAAUGCAAAUAUAGUCUAAGCUCUCCUGAACUGUUUUGUUUGUCGCAGUUAUUCAAUUCUUUUAGGAACCAAAGACUGACUUCUGCUCCUGUAAAGAAUGGAAAGCAGUAUAGGAUUGUUUAUCCAUAGAGCGUUCUGUAAGAGUAUAGACAAAAAAUACUAACUCAUUACUAUGUGUUGGUUUCCUGAAUUGCUGCCACAAAUAAUGUGGUGCUAUGUUUAUUUUGUUUGCCAUAAACACUUUUUAUUUUCCUUGACGUCCCAGCAAUAAAUCUUACUCUUAGUCAUUCUUAGGUAAAGUUAGGAUUUUACUUAGACAUCCCGAAUGUUUUGUAGAAAUGUAGUGAUUUAAUUGUAGUACUUGAGAACAAUUAUAAGGGAUAAACCUUAUGGGAAUUACCCUGAAAUCUACCAGUUUAUCUAAUAUGCAUUAGCAAUGAUGUGGUCCAAAAUAACGAAAAGUACAAAGUGAACAGAACAUCUUUUCAAAAGUUAGAUCACCUCCUGAUAUAUUUUUAUAACUGAGUGUAUAGGAUAUUCUGAAGCACAUGGAUAAAGGGAGGUAAUUAAUAUAUCAACAUAUUUAUGUAAAAAACAUGAUCAACAACAUCUUCAAAAUAAAGUUGGUCUUAUUUCGUAA
Molecule: messenger RNA, 3356 nt
Organism: Lagopus leucura (white-tailed ptarmigan)
Lineage: Eukaryota; Metazoa; Chordata; Aves; Galliformes; Phasianidae
Gene: B4GALT6
Product: beta-1,4-galactosyltransferase 6
Exons: 9
Coding region: 53-1201 (382 amino acids)
Biological process (GO): glycosphingolipid biosynthetic process; carbohydrate metabolic process
Molecular function (GO): UDP-galactose:glucosylceramide beta-1,4-galactosyltransferase activity
Source: RefSeq, a predicted model, not a curated record